CCAAAAACUAUUAGAUAUUGGUCAAUCUAUUCAUUACCGCAGUUUGGGUUAUGAACCUAUCAUUUGCUUAGCUGUUAAUCUGUAAUUAAAAAAUGGAACUGGACAGUAAACUGUGCCGCCUGUGUUUGGGCUCUACUUUGGAAUCAAGCACUUUAUCAAUAAAAGAUGAGGAGCUAACCACAAAGCUGGAUGUUGUGUUUAAUUUUGAAUUUGCAGAAAACGACGAUCUCCCUCGUAGAGUUUGCCUCGAGUGUUGCUCAAAGGUAACUGAGUAUCAUGCUUUUCAUGAAUUAGUUCGCACAAAUCAAACCCAGUUGAGCUGCUUAUCCACUAAAGCGAUAUAUUUGCCUUCACUUGAGGAUAUCAAGACAGAAAUUUUAUUGGAAUCUCCUGAAACAGAUAGCGAGCAAAACAUGCACCAAGAGUUGGAAAAAGAUCACGAAGAGGUAGCACUAGAGUUUACCGAAUGUGAGCCUAGGAACGACGAAUGUGACCAACUAGCACUCAGAAGCCGAUUUGUAAGAAACACUAAACAAACUACAGAUAGUUUCAAACCUAAGAAAGAAUCGAACCAUAACAAGGAGAAAGUAAAAAAAUUAGAUGAAGAGAACAAAAAAAUUCAGGAAUUUUUCACGAUGAAAUGCGAUGUAUGUUCAGAAACAUUUGCAACACUCGAUCAAUUACAACGGCACACUAGAAAACAACACAACAUGCGUGGAAGCAUAAAAUGUUGCAAUCGGGUUUUCUAUAAAAAAUGCAGGAUCAUCGACCAUAUUAACUUUCAUCUGAAUCCGGGCCGAUUUCGUUGUGACAUAUGUAACAAAAACUACAACGAUAAAUAUUACCUAGAUCUGCAUAACCAGAAAAAGCACAAUAAUGAGGUGGAAAAACCAUUCAAAUGCGAUAAAUGUGGAAAAACGUUCGUCAGAGAAUAUCUUCUGAAGGCUCACAUAGCGACGCAUAUUCAGGCAGAAUGUGCCAUCUGUCACAAAAUGCUAGCAAAUAUAUCCACUCUGCGCGCUCACAUUGUUAAUAUGCACAGUGACGAUUCGAAGCAUAUAUGUGAUAGCUGUGGCCAAGAGUUUCGUACCAAAUUGGCAAUGGACCGACACAUAAAACAGCAUUUAGGCAUAAAUCCUAUCGAACGCAUUCAGUGCCACAUCUGCAGCAAGUGGGUUAACGGGAAACCCAAUUUAAAACUCCAUAUAAAAACGGUACACAAUGCAGUGAAUCAAGCGGUAGCUUGUGAGAUUUGUCAGCAAAUCUCUCCAAACCUACGUGCGCUAAGUAGCCAUAAGCGUCGGGUGCACGUCGAGGAAAGAUUUGAAUGUGAAUUUUGCGGGAAGAAAUUCAAGCGAAAGAUCUACCUGAAAGAGCAUCGCGCAUCGCACACGGGGGAAACCCUAUACUCGUGCAACGUAUGUGGCAUGACUACAAACUCCAACGCUAAUUUAUACUCCCACAAAAAAAGUAAACAUCCCGAUGAAUGGAGGGAAGCGAAAAAGAAAGCAAUAGCAGCUGCUUACGGGUAACGACGAUAAUUUCACGUUUUUAAAAGUUGGUCAAACCUGUACCAGGUUUUACAAAUUUUGAAAAUUCUGUUAAUAAUUACACUUUAGGUUA
Messenger RNA from Sabethes cyaneus, 1623 nucleotides. Its product is annotated as transcription factor grauzone-like. The transcript is spliced from 2 exons. Bases 93 to 1532 code for a protein of 479 amino acids. NCBI's taxonomy places the organism in Eukaryota, Metazoa, Arthropoda, Insecta, Diptera, Culicidae. Gene Ontology annotation, cellular component: nucleus. Gene Ontology annotation, molecular function: zinc ion binding; DNA-binding transcription factor activity. The record is from RefSeq and is a predicted model, not a curated record.